Molecule: messenger RNA, 945 nt
Organism: Hippocampus comes (tiger tail seahorse)
Lineage: Eukaryota; Metazoa; Chordata; Actinopteri; Syngnathiformes; Syngnathidae
Gene: crybb1
Product: crystallin, beta B1
Exons: 6
Coding region: 106-810 (234 amino acids)
Biological process (GO): visual perception; lens development in camera-type eye
Molecular function (GO): structural constituent of eye lens
Source: RefSeq, a predicted model, not a curated record
CCGUAAUCCGAGUACAUUUUCAUAAAUCCCCGUUAAUUCACGUCUUGAAAAUAAAUCCAUCCUUUAUCCGCUUGUCCUCACGAGGGUCGCAGCUCCCUCCUCGCCAUGUCUCAGACCGCCAAGUCCGCCUCCAGCCAGGGAGCCGACGCCAAGGACAACAAGGGAGGCGCGCCCGCCGCCUCCAGCAAGGCCACCAAGACCGGUGAGCCCAGCCUGGGCACCUUCAAAUUGACACUGUUCGACCAGGAGAACUUCCAGGGCCGCUCGUUGGAGCUUCAGAGCGAGUGCCUGAACGUUUCCGACCGAGGCCUGGAGAGAGUGCGCAGCAUCAUCGUGGAAAACGGCCCCUUUGUUGCCUUCGAGCAGACCAACCUCCGUGGGGAGAUGUUCAUCCUGGAAAAGGGAGAGUAUCCUCGCUGGGACACCUGGAGCAACUCGUACCGCAGCGAUUGCCUCAUGUCGCUCAGGCCCAUCCACAUGGACAGCUUGGAGCACAAAAUCUGCCUGCAUGAGCUCUCUGACUUCAAGGGCAACAAGAUGGAGAUCCAGGAGGACGACGUUCCCACCCUGUGGGCGCAUGGCUUCUCCGACCGGGUGGGCAGCGUGAAGGUCCCAGGGGGAGCGUGGGUGGGCUACCAGUACCCAGGCUACCGGGGAUACCAGUACCUGCUGGAGAGUGGCGACUACCGCCACUGCAAUGACUUCUCGGCCAUCCAGCCUCAGAUCCAGUCGGUGCGCCGCAUCCGCGAUAUGCAGUUCCACCAGAGGGGGUCCUUCGAUUUAACUUCCGCUGCCGCCGGCAGCAAGUGAAAGGGCCACGCCCGCUCGCGUUUUUAUUGACUCCUUCAUCCAUCGGCGAUCAUCCAGCUCUCAUCUCACCUCGCUGGCUGGCUUUUUAUGGUGAUAAUUAAUAAAACAUGUUUGGAAAAACAGACAAACGCUCGA